CCUAGCAUGCGACUACCCUGACGCGUCUUACGCCUUUGGUCAACCCACGCCCGCGCCCAUCUCGUCUACUUUACAAUUUCCAGCAACGCCAAAGCAAGAAUGACAUUUCAUCGUUCCUUGCGUCCGGUCAAGCAGCACUUUCGCCUGUCAGUCUCGCCUGCAAGAGUCGAAGAUCGAUCGCCCCUGGCAAGGUUACUUUGUCCCGAAGAAGCCAUGCCUGGAUAGUCAUUGAUCAUCUCUGAUCUCUUUUGUGUCGCACUGUACUGCUUUUCAUGACCUCUGGCCCUCCGCUCUCCUGCACCGUGCUCUCUUGCCCAUAGGUUCGCUCCACUUCGCUGAUAUUCGGCCUCUCGGCAUUCUCGGCGUUAGGCGCGUCAUCGCAUCGGCUCGUGCUGCUCGAGCACUGAAUUAAAUCCAACCUAUCCUGUUCAUUCUCUCAUGGACGUGCAUCUUGUCGUUCUCUGUCACGGUCUCUGGGGCACACCAGACAAUGUGAUUGCUUUGGAGCACGCCAUCAUCGCCAAAGCAGAACAGACUGGUGCUCGUGUCGUCGUCUCUCGACCGAAAGGCAACGAAAGUACUCUCACGUAUGACGGCAUCGACCAUUGCGCUGAGCGAGUCUGCGAUGUCAUCGACGCCGAAAUUGCAGACAUCGAGAGCAAGGGCGAUCAUGUUGCCAGAUUCUCCAUGGCAGGCUACUCGCUCGGUGGUCUAGUCGCUCGCUUUGCGCUCGGCAUCUUGCAUUCACGAACACCUUCAUUCUUCAGUACGAUCAAGCCAGUCAACUUUGCUCUCUUUGCGUCCCCUUCAAUAGGGAUACCCAUCUACUCUGGGACAGUAUGGCCAGUUAUCUCCUCCUUCUUUGGCUCCCGGAUCCUGUCACGCUCGGGCGCUCAGCUGUAUGGCAAGGACCGCUUCUUCCAAGGUCGUCCAUUGCUAGACGUGCUCGCUCAGCCCGGCUCAUCCUUCUACGAAGCACUCAAGAGCUUCGAACGUGUCGAGGUCUAUGCUAAUGGCAUACACGACCGCACGGUGCCCUUUCAUACUGCCGCCAUCUCUGAACAUGACCCAUUCGCUGCAGCGAGGAUGAAGGCCAUGCGCGCACUCAAAGCUCAUGCCGUCGAUCUCGAGCAAGACGAAGAUCCUGAUCUCGCUUACGGUGGUCUCAGGAUAUCGAUCGAUCAAGAGUAUCCGCCCAUCAUCAAGUCUUACGAAGCCUGCGAGCCCAAGAAGUUGCCACAAGGCGACGUGCAGCCAGCACCAUCAUUCGCGCGUCGAUUAGGGCGGCGGUUACCGAAAUGGCCAGCCAUUCUCAGACCAAGCCGAUAUCCAUUCAGGAAGCCCGUAAAUUACAUUGUCGUCUUCUGUUUUCCCGUUUUCGUCACACUCGCCGUCACCGUCUUUCUCACAUCGAGUAUCAUUCAGACGUUCCGAUCGCGUAGGAGGAUACAAGGGUUGCGGAAAGGCGAGCUGGCCAGCAGAGAGGGCCGCAUGCGACGCGUUGGCUUGCUAGAGAAGGCUGGCGAUAACAUCAGAACGGCCCUCUCUGACAUUGUCGAGAAUGCCGGCGUGCGAGACUCUGUGGGAACAAACACGCCUACAAAGGGCGAGACACAGACCAGCGGCAAGUACGCUUUACUUGAUGCGCAGGCAGAAUCAGCCGACGAUCUCUCGGUCGACAAUGUCGAUGCUACCAUCGAUCCCACUUUUACAGAUGCACAGCGUCGCAUGAUCAAACAUCUCAAUGCUAUUCCUCAACUAAAAAAGCACGUUUGCUACUUCGAUAUGAGUUACCUCACCCGACCGCAUUCGCACGGCAUCAUCGUCGCACGAGACGGCAAAUUGAACGCAAAGGGAUUACUGGUCGUGCGACACUGGGCAGAGCAUUUUGUAUACUAAUGAUACGCAUAGACAAGCAUGCAUGGUAUA
Molecule: messenger RNA, 1929 nt
Organism: Mixia osmundae IAM 14324
Lineage: Eukaryota; Fungi; Basidiomycota; Mixiomycetes; Mixiales; Mixiaceae
Exons: 4
Coding region: 439-1899 (486 amino acids)
Source: RefSeq, a predicted model, not a curated record